Messenger RNA from Phytomonas sp. Hart1, 1406 nucleotides. The record is from the annotation of a GenBank genome assembly. NCBI's taxonomy places the organism in Eukaryota, Euglenozoa, Kinetoplastea, Trypanosomatida, Trypanosomatidae.
GUCUUCAUCAUCUCUAAGCUGUUGAAAGUUUCUAAUAGUAGAGUACUUUAAAGACUUUUUUUUUAAGAAUUUUAUGCCUUUUCUAACAAGUGCUUAAUGGCAAUAACUUUACGAAAGGAAAAAAGUCCGAAUUUCGAUUCCUCUUUUGCAGCCCCCGGUGAUUUAUAUAGAAUAUUAGCCUCGAGUGAAUCGCUUAGAAGUCACCUCACAGACAGCUAUUGGUGUGAGGCCAUGGAUGAGGUAUGUGAUGGUAAGUUAAACGGAGUUGUGGUGCGUUAUACAGGUGCAAAUUUAGUGAUGAUGCAGUUUAUGCCAACAAAGCUAUCCCUUGCGGGCUAUCGUUACCCUUUAUCGAUGUCAAUCCCCAUCGAGUUCAUGGUACCAGUGAAUCCUCAAGCAAUAAAGAUAACCCCAUCCAAAAUGAUAAGUAGCUAUUCUGCAAGUAUGGGAGAUAGUUUUCGAAGUUCUAGCAGUAUUGAUUCCAAGGGACAAGGUUCAUCGACUUUCCAACUUCCAAAACUUUGCGUAGUGUGUGGACGCUACAAUGUUCCGAAAAUGCAGUUACGCGCACAUGGUUGGAAGUGCAAGGGCUGUAAGGGUAUUAAAUCGUUACCAAAGUUACGCAAGGAAGCUAUAAAAUUGCGGGAUGAAUUGAAGGUGGUAUAACAAAAAUAUUUUGUAUACUAUUUUCUUUUUGUUCUUCAUUUCAAAAAAUAUGUAGAUAUCCUUGACGUGUAAACAAAAAUGAGGCUUUUUAAAAUUGAAUAUAUUCAAUGCUACAGAACUCACAUUUCACAAAAUAAGCUUAAAGGUAUUUUAUAAAUGGAAGUAGGCAUAAGGAAAGAGGUUACUAUGAAUGAGGAACAAUAAAAAUAUAUAGCAAAAUCUAUCCUGUAGUUUAAAAAAUAAGGAGAUACAGCUAAGGAGUUUUGAUGUUGACUAUAUCUAAUGUUAACAUUAUUGUCUUCCUUGAAUGUAAGUCACUACACUAUAUAUAUAUAUAUAUAUAAUUUUUUUUGCUUUAUUAUGCUGUAAAAUAUUGUUUCAUAGUGAUUUUUUACGAAUACAAAACAUAAGAUGUUGCUUUUUCUUCAAGAAGGGUAUUUAUAGAAAAAUUAAUGACGAAAACUCCAUAAGCAGGGUUAAGAUAAUACUACUUAUUGCUGUUCUAUAGAUUACCAUUAGAAUACCAUAUUUUUGAUUUAAAAGUCAUUUUUAUCACGUAAUCCAUAUGACCUUUUCAUUUAAAGGCAAAUUAAAUGGGGGUUUUCCCAUUACUACGAGUGCUUCUUAAAAAGUAACUGAAAAGAGAAUAAUGCACUCAUCAAAACAUUGGCACUAUUUUGGUCGCACAACCACUGUAUAUCUAUUUAGUAGUAAUUCCAAUUAAUUAUGCAUAUUUUAAU